AUGGAUAAUUAUGCCAGCGAUGAAGACACAGAUGAAGACUUUGACACCCAGUUCAUCAUUCAACAGAGUUUACAGGAUAUUCAUAAGCCAGGAACAGCACAACAUGCACCUAAGGAUGAGAGCUCCCACUCCUUUUUGAGUGCUGACUAUAAGAAGAUAGUUGAAACAAUAGAGAAAGGUAAGGAAGAUGCAUUGUCACACUUAACCAAGUGCCAUUCUGCUUUUGAUGAAGCAGAUGAGAUAGGCUGGAUUCCUCUGCAUAAGGCUGCAGUGCAAUUAAAUAAGAAAAUUUUGGAAAUAACCCUAAGCGCUUCAGACCCCAGUCUGUGGGAGCAAACCACUCACAAUGGUGAAACGCCACUGUUUUUGGCUGUCAGCAAUUGCCUCUUAGAAAAUGCCACUUUUCUUCUUCUCAAUGGCUGCAAUCCAAAUGCUAAGAAUUUCGAAGGCAAUUCUCCUCUUCUUACAGCUGUGCUGCGUGACUCCUAUGACAUGGCUGCCUUGCUGAUCAACUAUGGAGCAGAUGUCAAUCUGCGUUGUGCCAACGAGAGGACAGCUCUCCACGAGGCAGCCAAACUGGGCAGAGAGGACAUGGUGAAGCUUAUGCUGGUUUCUGGGGCACACCCUGACCCACAGAGCACGUAUGGAUUCACUCCUCUUGCUCUUGCUGCCCAAAGUGGACACACUGAAAUCAUGGAAAUGUUACUGCAGAAAGGAGCUAAUGCUCAUGGUCAGGCCUCUGAUUCUUCUUCCAUUUUACUCGAAGCUGCGAGUGGAGGAAAUCCAGAUGCUGUGGCCCUCUUGCUGGAGUACGGAGCUGAUGCCAACAUCCCUAAGAAUUCAGGCUACCUGCCCAUCCAUGUGGCAGCUGACAGGGGCCACUUACUAGCUCUAAAGAUACUGAUUCCAGUUACGGAUCUUGCUGCCAUUAAGCAGAGUGGGAUCAGUCCAGUUCACUGCGCAGCAGCAGGAGCACACCCUCAGUGCCUGGAACUCCUCAUCCAGGCUGGAUUUGAUGUGAACUUCAUGCUGGAUCAGAGAGUUAGCAAACACUACGAUGACCACAGGAAGUCAGCUUUGCAUUUUGCUGUAUCAAACAGUGACCUCUCUUCAGUCAAGCUGCUUCUGAGUGCUGGAGCUCUGCCUAACCAAGACCCGGUUAACUGCCUCCAGAUAGCCCUCAGGAUGGGCAACUAUGAGCUGAUCAGUCUGCUGCUAAGGCAUGGGGCCAAUGUCAAUUACUUCUGCAGAGUUAACCCUUUACAUUUCCCAUCAGCACUGCAAUACACUCUGAAAGAUGAAGUCAUGCUCAGGAUGCUGCUGAACUAUGGGUAUGACACACAGCGAUGUUUUGAUUGCCCACAUGGAGACAAAGUCCAUCCUUCCUAUACUGUUGAAGGCUGGACAUCUACAGUUAUCAAAGAUACUAAGUUCUGUGAAGUAAUAACUUUGUCAUGGCUGCAACAUCUCUCUGGAAAGGUUGUUCGAGUGAUGCUUGAUUAUGUUGAUCAAGUUCGGAUCUGUUCAAAGUUGAAAGCUGUGCUCCAAAAACAGGGGAUCUGGUCAGAAAUACAUUUUAUCUUAACAAACCCUCGCUCCCUAAAACACUUGUGCCGCCUAAAGAUCCGGAAAUGCAUGGGACGUUUACAUUUGCGCUGCCCUGUAUUCAUGUCAUUUCUUCCAUUACCCAAUCGUCUAAAAGCAUAUGUCCUUUACAAAGAAUACGACCUUUACGGACAAGGAAUUUUUACAGGAACCUGGUAA
This is a messenger RNA of Piliocolobus tephrosceles (Ugandan red Colobus), 1764 nucleotides long. RefSeq names its product ankyrin repeat and SOCS box containing 14 (gene ASB14). NCBI's taxonomy places the organism in Eukaryota, Metazoa, Chordata, Mammalia, Primates, Cercopithecidae. Gene Ontology annotation, molecular function: protein binding. The coding region runs from base 1 to 1764 and encodes 587 amino acids. The record is from RefSeq and is a predicted model, not a curated record. The transcript is spliced from 10 exons. Gene Ontology annotation, biological process: intracellular signal transduction. Gene Ontology annotation, cellular component: cytoplasm.